Metarhizium album ARSEF 1941 is the source of this 1569-nucleotide messenger RNA. Its product is annotated as Apple-like protein. The record is from RefSeq and is a predicted model, not a curated record. Bases 1 to 1569 code for a protein of 522 amino acids. Lineage: Eukaryota; Fungi; Ascomycota; Sordariomycetes; Hypocreales; Clavicipitaceae. The transcript has a single exon.
AUGAUGAUGAGCCAAUCUGUUCUGGCGCUCGUGGCACUCUUGGGCACGAGGGCCCAAGGCGACCUCUACCACGACGUCGUCGCCGGCCAGCAGCCUCUAUCGGCAGCUGCACUCGUGUGCGGCAAGCCGGGCUGGGGCUCGACGACCUUCUACGCCCGUCACAACGGGAUGCCCCUGGCCAAAUGUAGGGAGGUCUGCGUGGCCGACAGACAGUGCCAGGCCUACAGCGACGACCAGAGGGGCGAGACGGGGAACUGCUACCUGUACAGGACGCCCGUGGACAAGACGCCCGUGGUCAGCUAUCCCCAGUGGGCCAUGUACGACCGAGGCUGCGCCCAGCCAAACUGCGGCAUACCCGGCUGGGGCUCGACGACUUACUACAAGAGCUUCGGCGGCAUGCCGCUGGCCAAGUGCAAGGAGACGUGCCUCGCCGACGCUCAGUGCCAGUCGUACAGCGACAACCUUCGGGGCAAGACGGGCAACUGCUACCUCUACCGGACGGCGGUCAAGGACACGCCCUUUGGCCCGUACCCGGACUGGGCCAUGUACGACCGCGGCUGCGGGACCGUCCGGCCGCAAUGCGGCGUGGCGGGCUGGGGGUCGACGACCUACUACAAGCUCCUGUCCGGAAUGCCGCUGGCCGCGUGCAAGGCCACUUGCCUCUCGGACCCGACGUGCAAGGCCUACAGCGACGACAUGCGCGGGCAGACCGGCAACUGCUACCUGUACACGACGCCGGUCAAGGACACGCCGACGACGGCCUAUCCCAACUGGGCCAUGUACGACCGCAUGUGCGGAGUCGCGGAGCCGCAAUGCGGAGUCCCGGGGUGGGGCUCGGCGACGCACUACUCGGUCCACUCCGGCAUGCCGUUGGCCCGGUGCAAGGAGACGUGCCUGGCCGACCCGGCCUGCCAGGCGUACAGCGAUGACUUCCGCGGCCACACGGGCAACUGCUACUUGUACGCGACUCCCGUCAGGGACACGCCGACGGUCGCCUACCCCAGCUGGAGCAUGUACGACCGCGCGUGCCCGGCGACGAUCCCUCAGUGCGCCGUGCCCGGGUGGGCGUCGACCACGCACUACAAGAGCGUCGCCGGCAUGCCGCUGGCCAAGUGCAACGAGACGUGUCUGGCCGACGCCGAGUGCCGCUCCUACAGCGACGACGUGCGAGGCGAGACCGGCAACUGCUACCUCUACAAGACGGCGGUCAAGGACACGCCCUUCGGGCCCUACCCGCACUGGGGCAUGUACGACCGCGGGUGCGUCGCGGGGCACAGGCCGGAACGCCCGCAAUGCGCCGUCCCCGGCUGGGGGAGCACAACCUACUACAAGCUGCUCCCCGGCCUGCCCCUGGACAAGUGUAGGGAAACGUGUCUCGCCGAGUCGGAGUGCAAGGCGUACAGCGACGACAUGGGAGGCUGGUCCGGGAGUUGCUACCUCUACAGGACGGCGGUCAAGGACACAACCUUUGCGCCCUACCCCAACUGGGGCAUGUACGACCGCGGCUGUGGAAAGACCGGAGCCGACGGGGAAGAUGAGCGGCGCCAAGGUGUUUUGGACGAGUCGUGA